AUGGGUCGCAAAGAUAACAAAGUGCCAACAGAAAAACAAGAAGCAUCUCACAAGUUAAACUUUUUGCAUCAGGUUGGUCAAUUGGUUUAUAAGCUUUGUGGCCCGUGACCUAUAAAAGUUUAAAACUUCAAUGACAUCCACAUUGUAGUAAUUUCGUGCUUUUCACUUGUAGGCAUCCCAUGCAGUUCUAACUAUUAAUCCAGCAAACGUGGAAAUGUCUAGAUUUUAUACAAGUACAAUGAAAGAAAUUGCACGGAAACUGGUAUACAAACUGUAAGUUCUCUAGAAAGCUGUAUGUCUUGCAUUAACCGUGUCAAAUGAGCAAAAAUAAGAACAUCAACCAGCUUGUCCUAAGCUAAGGGCAAAUACGGGUAGGAAUUCUUGAAAUGAAAGAAUGAUUCUCCUGAUACUGAAAAUUUCAUGGAAAAUGCGUAGGAGAAUUCCCUAUAAAAUUCCAAGACUCUGAAAAAAACUGCUGCCAAUUAUUGUGUCAGACUUAACAGUCAGGCAAAUCAGCAUUUGCUAUUUUGUGUAUACCGAACUAGUCAUGUGUCACAACCCAGAUCUGGAUAGUGCUUCUGAUUGGAUGAAGCAGAUUUCCAAACAAUCAGAAGUAUUCCCGGAUCUGGAUAGUGGUACGACAUCAGUAUGGAAUUUCUGCACUUGUUUCUCAGAUGUCCUUUCACGGAGAAACCACUAUACCUGCCAACUCUCACGCCUUAGGCGUGAGUCUCAUGCCUGCGGGUUCAAAACUUCGAUCUCACGCCGGCUCACGCUUGCGGGCCAAUUUCUCAUGCCUGAUUGAAAAAUGUGAGUUGUUGCCGUCUUGCUUGACACAAUUUCCAAAAAUAUGUUAACUCAGACCCAUGUAAGGAACGAAAACCAUGUGUAAAAUGAAUAAAUGACAAUACCUUCCUCGCGAUCUCUGAUUUUAUGGUUAAGCUUUUUCUCGAUACCUUCGCCUUCGGCAGACUUCGAACGUCUUCGGAAGACUUCGGACUUCUUCGGGAAUCUUCAGAAAUGAUCGUGUCGUCUUCAAAAAUCCUAGCACUCCCAGGAUAAACAUCUCACGCUUAUAUCUCAGAAAAAGUUGCCAGGUAUAAACCACCAGUAGCAUGGCAAAGUGUCAACUGUUUUCUCAGGCUAAUCACAAUAAUGCAAUUUGUUUUCUUUUGCAGACAUCAUGCAUUCACAUAAGCUGGGAUCAAUCAAAUAAAACUUUUACAACUGUAUACAUUACAAUAUUAUUAAUGUAGCCUUUGUUUUCAUACUCUAUUAAACACAACGGCUACACUGUCUUGUUAAUUACACUUUCAAAAAUUUUCAUUAAAUUGAUCCCUGGUCACAAACAUUAAUUAAAGCAGAUUUUAAGGACAUGAUGUAGUUUUGGAGGAAGAGAAAUCAAAAGAGUAUCAUAAAGGGUCUCACAAACAAAUUUUAUUUCAUUGAUUCAGGGAUCCAAGCAUUAAAAGAACAACUUGCAAACACUGCAAUGCCUUGCUUGUACCAGGAGUUACCGCAAAGGUCAGAGUUAGGAGUAAGUAUCAGCAAAAUGAGUGAGAUUUUCCCACCACUAAAUGAAAUUAACUCUUUUUACAGUAAUUUAAUAGUCUUUAGCAUUAGUAUAUCAUCUCAUGAGUGAAGUCUCACAACUUUGACUCAAAGAAAAAUGUUGAAUCGAAGUAAAGAGGGUUGGAAAAGCUUUCAGUUCUUAAACUUUGAUCAGGCUGUAUUAUUUUGCUGUUUUCUUGGAAACUAUUCUUGCAAGAAAGGCGGCACAAUAUUGUCUUGUUAACAGGAUGUUAGUUUAAGUUGGUAACAGUAAGAUGGAGGCUUACUUAGUCAACUGUUCUUCUAUUUUGUUUCUUCAUCAGAUAAAAGGGAAAGACAUGUUGUUAUCACAUGUGUUGCAUGUAGGACAGUGAGAAGAUACCUCUGUAGAGCUGACCAUGUCUUGUGGAGCGAGAAAGCAAAUGAUGACAAGAAUAGAAAAGACCAGAAAGAAGGCAUGGAUGCAAGUUUGCAAGAACAUUGUAAACAAAAGCAAGAGAAAAGCUCACAGAAAUGAAUGAUUCAAAAUAGGAAGUGAGUUGUACCAAUAAAAACAUGACUGUGUGAAUUAUAUUAGAUAUCGCAUAUCAGAGUCGAACUUCUGUUAAGCUCAGCUCUCUGUUAAGAUGCCACCCACUGUUAAGUAAGAUUCCUGGAGUUUACCUCUGGUAUCCAGUGUAAGCUCUCCUUCUCUAGACUUGCCAGUUGGCUCGUAUUCACCCAGUCGGAUAGCCUGUUCAUGACAGUGCAAAACCAAAGCAAGAGAGCAAGAGG
This is a messenger RNA of Porites lobata, 2325 nucleotides long. The record is from the annotation of a GenBank genome assembly. NCBI's taxonomy places the organism in Eukaryota, Metazoa, Cnidaria, Anthozoa, Scleractinia, Poritidae.